AUGGUAAUGGCCACUGCCACCGUGGUGACCAUGAGGUCGUCAGGGAAGUCAUCGUCGCCUCGUGGCAACGGCCAGGAUCCGUGCGUCGCAGCUGGCUCCUCCCCAUGUACCUCAUUAAAGGGCGCACCUGGCCAUCAAAAGGGGGUACGGCCGCUCACCACGCCUCACCGUCAGGUGCAAUCCUCGGGGUGCACUGUCAGGGCCACGGCGCAUCAGCUGGUCAACUUCAAGGCCAUGGCUCGGCACAUAGUCAUCUUCAAGGCCACGGCAUGUUUUCAAAAUGGCACAUCACGUCGUGUAAUCUUCCGGCACAUCUCCACAAGUGGCAGGGCAGCGUCUGCAAUCACCCAGCUAGUAUGCACAGUUUCGUCUUCUCAGUUCCAGCCACACCUGGGCAUCACAUAUCUUCCGACGCCAACGCUAUUACAGCUGUAA
This is a messenger RNA of Ostreobium quekettii, 435 nucleotides long. Lineage: Eukaryota; Viridiplantae; Chlorophyta; Ulvophyceae; Bryopsidales; Ostreobiaceae. The record is from the annotation of a GenBank genome assembly.